This is a messenger RNA of Neomonachus schauinslandi (Hawaiian monk seal), 600 nucleotides long. RefSeq names its product colony stimulating factor 3 (gene CSF3). Gene Ontology annotation, molecular function: growth factor activity; cytokine activity. Gene Ontology annotation, biological process: immune response; positive regulation of myeloid cell differentiation; positive regulation of cell population proliferation. Lineage: Eukaryota; Metazoa; Chordata; Mammalia; Carnivora; Phocidae. The record is from RefSeq and is a predicted model, not a curated record. Gene Ontology annotation, cellular component: extracellular region.
GCCCAGAGCCCCAUGAAGCUGACGGCCCUUCAGCUGCUGCUGUGGCAGAGCGCACUCUGGCUGGUGCAAGCAGCCGCCCCCCUGCGCCCGACCAGCUCGCUGCCCCAGAGCUUCCUGCUCAAGUGCCUGGAGCAAAUGCGGAAGGUCCAGGCUGAUGGCACAGUGCUGCAGGAGAGGCUGUGCGCCACCCACAAGCUGUGCCACGCCGAGGAGCUGGUGCUGCUCGGACACGCCCUGGGCAUCCCCCAGCCUCCCCUGAGCAGCUGCUCCAGCCAGGCCCUGCAGCUGACGGGCUGCCUGCGUCAACUCCACAGCGGCCUCGUCCUCUACCAGGGCCUCCUGCAGGCUCUGGCGGGGAUAACCCCCGAGUUAGCCCCCACCUUGGACAUGCUGCAGCUGGACAUCAGCGACUUUGCUCUCAAUAUCUGGCAGCAGAUGGAAGAGCUGGGGCUGGCUCAGGCAGUGCCGCCCAGCCAGGGCACCAUGCCAACCUUCACCUCGGCCUUCGAGCGCCGGGCCGGAGGGGUCCUGGUGGCCUCCAACCUGCAGAGCUUCCUGGAGCUGGCCUACCGCGCUCUGCGCUGCUUUGCCAAACCCUGA